This is a messenger RNA of Phalaenopsis equestris, 1508 nucleotides long. Its product is annotated as cinnamyl alcohol dehydrogenase 2. Bases 217 to 1290 code for a protein of 357 amino acids. The transcript is spliced from 5 exons. The record is from RefSeq and is a predicted model, not a curated record. Gene Ontology annotation, biological process: lignin biosynthetic process. Gene Ontology annotation, molecular function: cinnamyl-alcohol dehydrogenase activity; zinc ion binding. NCBI's taxonomy places the organism in Eukaryota, Viridiplantae, Streptophyta, Magnoliopsida, Asparagales, Orchidaceae.
CAUACUUGCAUAAUUUAAAGGAUAAUAUAAGAAAUGAAAGCAAUCGAUGGAUUGCCAGUCUUUCUCAAUUUUUUCCGCUCCACCAACUCCCUACUCUUCUCUGUUCCCACUUUCCACUAUUAAAUUCUCUCUUCUCCUAUUCUUUUCUCACACCUUCCCUUCGCCUUGACUUCUCAUCUUCUUCCCAACUUAAUUUCCCCCCUCUCGUCGGAAACCAUGGGCAGUGUGCCGUCGGAGAAGACCGCCACCGGCUACGCCGCUCAUGAUUCCUCUGGCUUUCUCGCCCCUUAUACAUAUAAUCUAAGGCAAACUGGGCCGGAGGAUGUUCAGAUAAAGGUGCUGUAUUGCGGCAUCUGCCACACAGAUUUACAUCAGACCAAAAAUCACCUUGGCAUGUCCAAAUACCCAAUGGUCCCUGGUCAUGAGGUGGUCGGAGAGGUAGUGGAGGUGGGAUCUGAUGUGACCCGAUUCAGAGUCGGCGACACUGUCGGGGCCGGCGUAAUCGUCGGCUGCUGCCGAAACUGCGGGCCCUGCAAAGCCAACAUCGAGCAGUAUUGCAACAAGCGGAUUUGGUCCUACAACGACGUCUACACCGACGGCAAGCCCACCCAAGGCGGCUUCGCUUCCGCCAUGGUCGUCGACCAAAAGUUUCUGGUAAAGAUUCCGGCGGGGCUCGCAGCGGAGCAGGCGGGGCCUCUGCUCUGCGCAGGGCUGACGGUGUAUAGCCCGCUGAAGCACUUCGGGCUGAUGAAAAGCGGGCUUAAGGGGGGAAUACUAGGGUUGGGUGGCGUGGGGCACAUGGGAGUGAAGAUAGCGAAGGCGUUGGGCCAUCAUGUGACGGUGAUAAGCUCGUCGGAGAAGAAGAAAACAGAGGCUAUGGAGCAUUUGGGAGCGGACGCGUACCUCGUGAGCUCCGACGGGGCGGCCAUGGCGGCUGUGGCUGAGGGAUUGGAUUACAUUAUUGACACUAUUCCUGUGCUCCACCCUCUGGAGCCGUACCUGUCGCUUCUUAAGGUGGACGGACAGAUCAUCAUGAUGGGAGUGAUCAAUCAGCCGAUGCAGUUCAUCACGCCCAUGAUAAUGCUUGGUAGAAAGUCCAUAUCUGGUAGCUUUAUUGGUAGCAUGGUGGAGACGGAAGAGAUGUUGGAGUUCUGUGAGAAGAAUGGAUUGCGGUCGAUGAUUGAGAUUGUGAAGCUUGAUCAGAUCAACGAGGCUAUGGAGAGGUUAGAGCGCAACGAUGUGAGAUAUCGCUUUGUUGUUGAUGUUGCGGGAAGCAAACUCGGCGCAUAAUUUCUCACCAAAUCUAUAGGGAGGCAUCAAUGUUGUUUUUAUAAUGCCAACGAGUGAUGAUUCUUAUCACUUCGUCGUAUAAUCUUUGUUUUCUUUGUUUGUGUUGUCUUGUGGUGGUUGAGACUAUACUUUGUGUUGUAAGAGGCUUACUUCUGUCAUAAUGAAAAUAAUUGUGAAUGUUGGGUUCAUGUUAAUGGUUUUGGCAGCAAAUUUGCUCA